Manis pentadactyla (Chinese pangolin) is the source of this 3395-nucleotide messenger RNA. RefSeq names its product septin-4. Lineage: Eukaryota; Metazoa; Chordata; Mammalia; Pholidota; Manidae. Gene Ontology annotation, cellular component: septin complex; septin ring; synaptic vesicle. The record is from RefSeq and is a predicted model, not a curated record. Gene Ontology annotation, molecular function: GTPase activity; GTP binding; molecular adaptor activity. Gene Ontology annotation, biological process: regulation of exocytosis; cytoskeleton-dependent cytokinesis. The transcript has 12 exons. Bases 241 to 1701 code for a protein of 486 amino acids.
AGUGACCCGUGCAGCCCUGUACUGAGCGCCUCUCCACCCUCUGCGCGUGGGGUCUCGGGCUGCCAGGCCCACCCCUACGAGGCCCGCACCCGCGCCCCGCCCGGCCUAGGUGUAGGCCCCGCCCCCGGCCUGUCCUCCCUCAGGCGGCGGGGCCGGCGGUCGCGCGAGGUCGGCGCGCAGCUGCUGUUGCGACCGCUCGGGCGCUGUCCAGGCGGAGCCAGUCCGGCCAGGGCUGCAGCCAUGAUCAAACGCUUCCUAGAGGACUCGGAUGAUACAGAACUGAACAAGUUUGUGAAGGAUUACCCAGGAGGCAAGACCUGCCACCAACCAGAGGCCAGGCCCCAAAUCCUGGAGCCAAAGCCCCAGGCCCUGGACCUCUGCCAGGAUGACCUGGAGUUCACACCGCCCUCGUGGCCCCAGACCUCUGCCAGCCAGCAGUACUUCUCUGCCUCAGCCCCUCUCAGCCCCUCAGCCCGGCCCCGCAGCCCGUGGGGCAAGCUUGAUCCCUAUGACUCCUCUGAGGAUGACAAGGAGUAUGUGGGCUUUGCCACGCUCCCCAAUCAAGUCCACCGAAAGUCCGUGAAGAAGGGCUUUGACUUCACCCUCAUGGUGGCAGGAGAGUCUGGUCUAGGGAAAUCUACUCUGGUCAAUAGCCUCUUCCUCACUGAUCUGUACCAGGACCGGAAACUCCUCAAUGCUGAAGAGCGGAUCAUGCAAACUGCGGAGAUCACUAAACAUGCAGUGGACAUAGAAGAGAAGGGUGUGAGGCUGCGGCUCACCAUUGUGGACACACCAGGUUUUGGGGAUGCAGUCAACAACACAGAGUGCUGGAAGCCUGUGGCAGAAUACAUCGACCAGCAGUUUGAGCAGUAUUUCCGAGAUGAGAGUGGCCUGAACCGCAAGAACAUCCAAGACAACAGGGUGCACUGCUGCCUGUACUUCAUCUCGCCCUUCGGCCACGGGCUCCGGCCGUUGGAUGUUGAAUUCAUGAAGGCCCUGCAUCAGCGGGUCAACAUCGUGCCUAUCUUGGCAAAGGCGGACACACUGACACCUCCAGAAGUGGAGCACAAGAAACACAAAAUCCGAGAGGAGAUUGAGCACUUUGGAAUCAAGGUCUACCAGUUUCCAGACUGUGACUCUGAUGAGGAUGAGGACUUCAAAUUACAGGACCAAGCCCUGAAGGAAAGCAUCCCAUUUGCUGUAAUUGGCAGCAACACUGUAGUGGAGGCCCGAGGGCGGCGGGUUCGAGGCCGGCUCUACCCCUGGGGCAUCGUGGAAGUUGAAAACCCAGGGCACUGCGACUUUGUGAAGCUGAGGACAAUGCUGGUGCGCACUCACAUGCAGGACCUGAAGGACGUGACGCGGGAGACACAUUAUGAGAACUACCGGGCACAGUGCAUCCAGAGCAUGACCCGCCUUGUGGCGAAAGAACGGAAUCGCAACAAACUGACUCGAGAGAGUGGUACUGACUUCCCCAUCCCUGCUGUCCCAGCAGGGACAGAUCCAGAAACAGAGAGGCUGAUCCAAGAGAAAGAUGAGGAGGUUGGUGGUGUCGUGGGCCCACGGGGACCUCCGGCGGCUGCCCUCGGCCCUGCUGCCGGCUCUGGCUCCCCAGGGGAAAGAGGAAGGGUGGAGCCAAGAACUGUGUCCUCGGAGACUCAUGUGCCCCACUCCCCUUACCAGGAGGUGGCAGUUAUCUAGUGGCAGUCUCAGCUCCAGCUGUCCCAUCUGUCAGGUGAGAGGUCUUCACUCAGGCCUGAUGGCACCAUCCAGGUCGUCAAGGAUGUCACGGGGUCCACCGGUGAAAAGUGAGGGUUGGGGGACCUAUCAAGGCAAAGAGGGGAAACCCUCCCACCGCCAGCUGAAGACCAAGUGGGAGCCUCAGGCCCAGCUCCUCUCAGCCUGAGAGGUCUUUCCUCCCUCUGGCUUUAGGAGGGGAUGACCGCAGCGAGACCCAAACAGGAAACCGAUGGGUGUGACAGGACUCAGGAGAGGGAAGGUCGCUCUUGUAAGGCACGGCUGUGACCAAUUGGUAAUGUCUCCUUUGGCCCACCAACAGUCCCAACAAGGCAGACACUUAUCCGUCCCCUUGUCUGAUGAAGAAACUGAUGUUAAAUAAUUUGCUCAUGGUACCAUGGCUAGAUGAGUGGGUAAGCUCAGUUGGAGGAGAGGGGAAUGUGAAAGAAAGAGAAUACAUCUUAUUCAAAAACAUUUGGUGAACAUAAAGAAGUACCCAAGAUGUAAUACUAAGUGAGCAAAGGAUGUUACAAGGCAGUAUGAGUCCGGUGUGAUCCCAGCUUCAAUAAAAGUAGAUGUGUGUGUAAACAGACACACAGAAAAGGCUGACUGCUCGAGGGAGACAUUCAGGCAGCUGGCUAGCCCACCACGCUGUCCACCCACCGGCCCGUCCAUCUGUAUAUCUAAUCCUAUCUACCCCUGCUUCCUAUCAAUAUCUAUCUAUCUAAUUGCUGGUGCCUUGAACAGUUUUGUCUGUAGCCGUGAGGAGCUGCAGAGAACCAUGUGUCUCCUGCCUGAGGACCCAGGCAUGCAUUGACAGAGCUCUGCUGUCUUUCAGCACCAAGGUUUUAUUCUUGGUCACUUCCCUGACAUCACGGGGUCAGGCUAGUGACCCUGGCUUCCCUAGAGCCAAGCUCCACCAGACAGAAGAAGAGCAGCAGCAAAGAGGAGAGACCACUCCUCUGUCACUCUGUCACCUGUGUGGCCACAACUUACCAGGCGCUUGGUGAGGUCCCAGGUGUGGAUGAUCCUGGCUGGAAUCACCCAGGCAUCAUCUUGGUGGCAGAUGUCACAGUGAUAAAGGCCAGCAAAGGCCAGAGCUUGGGUCAUACGAAUGAGAAGCCAAUCUGCCAGGAGCAGCCUGGAGAAGGAGGUGGGAGAGUGAGGGGUGGCGGCACGGCUGGUGGCAGCUCCUGAAUUACACAGAGCGACUAAGGCAGAGGUCCUGCUGCUUAAGGAGAGAAUGAGGAUCUAAAAGGACACAAGACUCUCCUUUCCUCGGCCAUCUCGGUGGUGCCUGUUGACUCUGUUCCUACCAUGUCUUCUCACUAGACUUUCAGGAUCAAGCAAUUCCUGGCCAAGAAACAAAAGCAGAAUCGUCCCAUUCCCCAGUGGAUUCGGAUGAAAACUGAUAAUAAAAUCUGUUACAAGUCCAAGAGGAGACAUUGGAGAAGAACCAAGCUGGGUCUAUAGAGUCACACAUAAGAUGGCACACACAUUUAUGCUGUAUCAAAGUCACGUGCUCUUACCAUCUCACUCCACUCUCUAAACAUUGCUACUAUCGGGGUAAUAGGGUGUGUUUUAUUAGGGAAGUGAUUUUUUCGUUUUUGUGCCUCUGCGCUACUCUGUUUAUUCAGUAAUAAAUACAUGAAAUGUUU